Carassius carassius (crucian carp) is the source of this 2166-nucleotide messenger RNA. RefSeq lists its product as uncharacterized. The record is from RefSeq and is a predicted model, not a curated record. The transcript is spliced from 5 exons. NCBI's taxonomy places the organism in Eukaryota, Metazoa, Chordata, Actinopteri, Cypriniformes, Cyprinidae. The coding region runs from base 394 to 1512 and encodes 372 amino acids.
AAAGGCAGCAGUAGGUGGCGCUCUCACCACAUUCACCCGUAAAGUACUGCAGCCCCGCUCUUUCUCGCGGGAUUUGACACUGACAAGGAAGUCAUGCUGUCAUUCUGAAAGCCGGGUUUAGAGCUCAGCUGUUUUCAGUCAAACGUUCUUUUUUGAACGAAUGCAGUCAACGAAUGUUUCUGUUCGAAUAGAGCGUGAGAGCAUCACGUGUCCGGCUGUUUUUCCACUGACUGAGAUGUGUGUCAUCCGCUUAGGUCACAUGGAAUCUGGACGGAGUCACCAGUCAUUCAUCGUCAGAGAUAUCCAUCCUCGUUUACACUUAAGUAUAUUUGUUUAGUGUGUAUAUGAACAUCUGUAGUUCUAAAUAUAUCCUCCUAUAAACAUUGUAGCACUAUGUAUAACUCGGAAAGGAUCCCUGAAACAAGUAUCGAUCAGAACCAAACUAAUGGAUGCAGAAAUCAUGUGAACUCCGACGGGACAGAUCCAUAUAAAGACCCCACUGUUUCAAUCCCAUGUGGACCUUCCAGAAGAAUCGUUCUUCACAUUGAUCUCAACAACACAAUCCUUGUAUCUGACGCAGUCACAAGACAAGGAACUGUAGCUGCAAUUGAAUACUUCCUGUCCACGGUGACCUGGGGGCGCAUGACAAAAGGUAAAUGGGAGUGGUUGUCAGAAGCACCAUCUCUCCUCCAGCCUUGUGAGGGGGCCAUCACAUACUACUCUCAGUUUGGCCGAGUGGCAUGCUUCACCACCGUAGGUCCAGGCCGACGGUUCCGGAAGGUCCUGGAGGAACAUCUAGAGCUGCUCAGAUGGCCGUCUGACUUGCCUGCAGAUAAAGAGCUGUCUGUUAAGGGAGAAGAUGGGAAGCUGUAUCACUGCAUCCUCCCUUCCUUCUUCCAGAUGCUGCAGGACUUGACUUCACAAGGUGUGGAGUUCUCCGUCCUGUUCCGUACAUUCGGCUCAGACCUGCCCCGUGUUCUGAAUGCUGUCAAGCGUGCUGUAGAGCAGGGCUCUCAUCCGCUCUUCCCUGACCUCCCGGCUCUGAAGCUGAGGGUGAACGUGACUGCCGGACGCAUCAAGUGCAGCAGUAAGGGCGCAACACUGAUUCGCGGAGAAGAACACAUGUCCACAAGGGAUGGAGAACGGCAUGUUUACCAGUACCUGAGCUCUGCUGAGGGUCUGGGUGGCUUCCAAGACCACUUUGACUGGUGGGCACGGAAUACAUAUUCCAUAUUAGGAGGAAAACCACUCUGGAUUGACCCUUUUGACCACAAAGUUCAGCAUAUCUUCAUUGAUGACAACAUUCGGCAAAACGAUGAGGACACCAUUGUCCAUCCUAAGGUGUUUCUGGACCCUGAGGGCUUGCAGACUCGAACAGCCUCCACAUCAGAGCUGUAUGAUCUGUGUCUGGUACAGAACGACCUGCUGAAGGCCAUAUCUGAGCCUGGAUAUUUCACUCGACGCAUCCAGAUCUGCAUGGAGAAUUAUGAGGGGAACAUCCAAAAGGGAUAGCCAAAUCAAUCUCAAGUCAUACAGGGAAACACUAAUUAUGGAUAAACACAAUCCUUUGGUAUGUGCAUACAUAUGGAAAAACCAUGUGCUACAAUCAUAAUCAGCACCCUUUAUUCACCUAAUGAAGAAUGUUGCAAUCCAUAUAUCCAUAUAUACUGUACAUUACCAACAUAAUAAAGGGUCAGAUUGGGCUCCUGAAGAUGUAACAAUCAUAAACAUCACAUGCUAUAGUAUAUGUAGACGUUAUUAUGUUUUAUAAGCAUUGGCAGCUGCUUCAUAGAUCUAUUUUGUUAUAUGCACAGCACAUGUAAACAGGGGAAGGAAGAUGAUUCUACCAACAGUAGGCUAUGCUCAGGAACAUCUGGUAGUUUUUUAGUGUUAUUUAUUUUUUGAUGUAUUUAAAACAAGUAAAGUAUAUCAAAACUUUUGAAUUUGUAGACAUAUUUUGUGAAGAAGAGUUUUUCACCCUAUUUUUGAAUCCAUUUCCUCUCACCAUCAUUGGAGGAUGUUCUACUGAAGCUUGUCAUUGCACAGUUACUGCUUUUAGUGUGUGUUGGUAUUUAAUGCAUUAUGUAUAGUGGUUAUUUUGUUGUAUGGUUUAUUUUGGUAGCUUUUCAUUUGGAGAGAGUUGCAAAAAUAAAUUAUUUAGACUUU